AUGUUGCCCGGAUUCUGGGGGGCAAUAGAUUUUUCCAAAAUUGAGUACUGUGUACGCACCACGGAUAUGACCUUAGUAUCACCUGCUGAAAUAAAAGAAAAUUUAUCGUCAACAUUACCUACAUCAAAUAAGCAACAGGAAUGUCCACUUGAUCGCCCGUUGGGCAGGAACUCGUGGAGUGUCCUUCACACAAUGGUAGCAUACUACCCUGAUAAACCUACUGUUGCUGAACAGAAUGAUAUGGUUCAAUUUCUGGCAUUAUUCACGAAAUUCUAUCCUUGUGAAGACUGUGCAGAAGAUUUCAAGGAAAGAUUGGCUGCCAACUCACCAGCAACAGAAAGUAGUUCCAAACUAUCACAGUGGCUAUGUGUUAUGCACAAUCAAGUCAAUAAGAAGCUCUGUAAACCCGAGUUUGACUGUAGCUUAGUUGAAAAAAGAUGGAGGAAUGGUUGGAAAGAUGGAUCAUGUGAUUCGCGUGGCCAGUUUAUUUUCUAGUUUUCAUUCUAUCAUCUUGUCUUAUUGUACAUCAAUACACAUUUAUUUAAUA
Molecule: messenger RNA, 547 nt
Organism: Daphnia carinata
Lineage: Eukaryota; Metazoa; Arthropoda; Branchiopoda; Diplostraca; Daphniidae
Product: FAD-linked sulfhydryl oxidase ALR-like
Cellular component (GO): mitochondrion
Molecular function (GO): flavin adenine dinucleotide binding; flavin-dependent sulfhydryl oxidase activity
Source: RefSeq, a predicted model, not a curated record